UGUCACAUUUCCGAUCAGAUACCUAUUUAUUUGUCAUUUUUCCUCAAUAAUAUUUGCUUCUGUCAGAAGAAAUGAUUUAUUCGGAUUUUAUCUUCCGAUGAUAAAAAUGUAAAUAAUUUAUGUUCGUAUGUAUGUACAUAUGUACAUAAAUGUAUAUGUUAAGAAAAACAGGAGAAUGGUCAUCCUGGCAUGCAUCAUAAAUUGCAUAAUAAUAGUAGUACAAAGUCUUAGUGAGUGGUCAGCGUCUCACCGGAUACAUUUUGUCGAAAUGUGGGAAAAAAUGGAGAAACCUCAUGAAAGAAUUGCCCUCACAUAUUCCAGUAUUUUCGUCCCAUUCUACAAACUUCUAAAAUAUCUUGGCGUUUUUCCGUACUCCUUCGAAUUUCACGCUGUCCCGGAAAACCACGCCGGACGACGCCCACUCAGUAGAGUAAUUUACGCUCGUACCGAGAUUUGGGCGAUUUUACAUAAAAUUGUGAUUAUUUUCUACACGACUAAUUCAAUCUAUCAAGUAUUUCAAUUGAUUUGGAACCUGAUAUUUCCAAGUAGCGAUUCGAGCGCGCUUUUAAUCCUGGCCACGUGGUCGCUAGCGUCUGUUUUGGGGUUAAUGGUGGCCCUCAAAUAUUGGAAAGAUGGCGAUUCCAUUGUCAAAUGGAUGACGGAUAUGAAUACUUUGGAGUCAGAUAUUUAUGAAAACUACAAAUCUAAGGGCCCCACCGUUUCCACCAUCAUUCAAGGACACCACGCCGAAUAUCGCCGCGGAAUAGUUAGCCUCAUCUCUUUCGUCAUAAUCGGCAGCUCGGCCAUCGCCAUGCGACACUUUGGCGAUCCCAACUCCCCAAUUUUCAUUUACAGCGUGCUCCCCCCACAUUGGGCCUUGUUCGGCUUUUCUGUCGCCUUCCACGCCCUCGUGGUCGCGGUCGAGCUCGGCUUCGUGAUCCAAUUCGUCAUGGGCAUCCUCGACUUUUGCCGCGUUGUCGAAUCCUGCCUGACCAUUAUUUCUUAUCGGCACGAUAACAACGAGGAAGAAAAGGACGCCAUUUCAUCGUUUUCCAUCCUCCUCGAAAUGGACGAGGCUGCCCAGUACUACAAAAAAUUGGGAAAAUUGAUCCACGACACGAACCAGCUGUUCGGCUGGAUGGUGGCCACCCAGCUGGGCGGGUAUUCCGCGAUGGGGUGCCUGGUCGCAUUUCUGCCGAUUUACUACUGGAAGGCGUCGACCACGUUGACCUUAUCGGGCUACAUUUUGCUCCUGGUUUUCAUGGUGUUUCUGUUUUGCAGAGUGUUUCCCAACGUGGGCGGGUUGUUUGACGCGUCGAAGGAGUUUCAGCUGGGCUGGCUGCGUGGCGUGGGGUACAGAAGGGACGCCUUACGCGUGGUGGGGGGUGAGGAGGGGAAGUAUUUUAAAUUGGUGAGGUUAAGGUUGGACACGUGCGUACCGUUUGGGAUCCGGUGUGGGCGGUUCUUCUAUAUCAGGACGUCCACGAUGUUAACGUUUUUCUCGGCGAUGUCCACUUAUCUCAUUAUCAUGUUGCAGUUUGGAAAUAAAUUUUAUUAG
This is a messenger RNA of Folsomia candida, 1558 nucleotides long. RefSeq lists its product as uncharacterized. The transcript has 2 exons. The record is from RefSeq and is a predicted model, not a curated record. NCBI's taxonomy places the organism in Eukaryota, Metazoa, Arthropoda, Collembola, Entomobryomorpha, Isotomidae. The coding region runs from base 128 to 1558 and encodes 476 amino acids.